Drosophila yakuba is the source of this 385-nucleotide messenger RNA. RefSeq lists its product as uncharacterized. The transcript is spliced from 3 exons. Lineage: Eukaryota; Metazoa; Arthropoda; Insecta; Diptera; Drosophilidae. Bases 56 to 349 code for a protein of 97 amino acids. The record is from RefSeq and is a predicted model, not a curated record.
UUACCCCGAUGCCCUCUUCGGGCCAUUCGUUAUUUAAAGUUCUAUUGUAUUUCAAAUGUUUCGAUAUGAAGGCUUGUUUUCAAUUCUUCUGUUUGCUUUCAGUGGGACAAUUGCUCGGAGUGAUAUAGCAAAUUGCGUUCUUGAUUACAAUCCAAUUUGUGUUGUACAUGAGGAUUGCGGUUUCACACUGAAUAGCAAAUGCUUGUUAGACUUGCAUAAAAAUGUUUUUUACCAUAAAAACCAAGCGACUUUUGAAUCAUUUAUAAGCGGACCCUGUCCGAAGGAUAAACAAAAGUGCCCAUACAAAAAUUAUUUAUCAGGAAAAACUUUUGAUAAUACUUCCAAAUAAAAUAUCCUAAGCAAAUACUAAAAUGUUUGUCAGAAA